Messenger RNA from Carassius gibelio (silver crucian carp), 4262 nucleotides. RefSeq names its product cryptochrome circadian regulator 3a (gene cry3a). The transcript has 15 exons. The coding region runs from base 197 to 2209 and encodes 670 amino acids. NCBI's taxonomy places the organism in Eukaryota, Metazoa, Chordata, Actinopteri, Cypriniformes, Cyprinidae. Gene Ontology annotation, biological process: circadian regulation of gene expression; negative regulation of DNA-templated transcription; entrainment of circadian clock by photoperiod. Gene Ontology annotation, molecular function: FAD binding; DNA binding. Gene Ontology annotation, cellular component: cytoplasm; nucleus. The record is from RefSeq and is a predicted model, not a curated record.
AUCCACACUGAGAGCGUCGCUCAGCCACGGAGCGGGCGCGGGCGGCGCACGAGCGUCUCAUGAAGUCAGUUUGACCGUCUGUUGACCGAUUUGGGGAACAGCAUAGUUUCUCAGCUGUGAGAAUCUCGCUAUAUCGUGGGAAGAGAUGAUCCUGUCCUCGGGAUUGACAUAACGGUUAAAGGGUGACUCAGUGAACAUGGCCCCAAAUUCCAUCCACUGGUUCCGGAAGGGCCUCCGUCUCCAUGACAACCCUGCACUUCAGGAGGCAGUACGUGGGGCAGACACUGUUCGAUGUGUCUACUUUCUGGAUCCCUGGUUCGCUGGGUCCUCCAACCUUGGGGUCAACAGGUGGAGAUUUCUCCUGCAAUGCCUUGAUGAUCUUGAUUCCAAUCUAAGAAAACUAAAUUCCCGCCUUUUUGUCAUCCGAGGACAACCAGCCAAUGUUUUUCCACGCCUUUUCAAGGAAUGGAAAAUAUUCAGGUUGACCUUUGAGUAUGACUCAGAACCUUUUGGGAAGGAGAGGGAUGCAGCUAUUAAAAAGCUUGCGAUGGAGGCUGGGGUUGAAGUCAUAGUCAAGAUCUCACACACCCUAUACAACCUUGAUAAGAUCGCUGAACUAAAUGGUGGUCAGCCUCCCCUCACUUACAAACGGUUCCAGACCCUCAUCAGCCGAAUGGAUCCACCUGAGAUGCCAGUGGAAACCCUCUCCAACACUAUAAUGGGCUGCUGCGUCACACCUGUCUCUGAAGACCAUGGAGACAAAUAUGGUGUGCCAUCGCUAGAAGAACUUGGAUUUGACAUCGAGGGACUACCUUCUGCUGUCUGGCCAGGAGGUGAAACAGAAGCAUUAACAAGGAUUGAAAGGCAUCUGGAGCGAAAGGCUUGGGUUGCAAAUUUUGAAAGACCCAGAAUGAAUGCCAACUCUUUGCUAGCCAGUCCGACUGGCCUGAGUCCCUACCUCCGUUUCGGAUGCCUCUCUUGCCGCCUUUUCUAUUUCAAACUCACAGACCUCUAUAGGAAGGUAAAGAAAAACAGCACUCCUCCGCUCUCCCUGUAUGGUCAACUUCUGUGGAGGGAAUUUUUCUACACUGCUGCCACCACCAACCCCCGAUUUGAUAAGAUGGAAGGCAACCCGAUCUGUGUGCGCAUUCCCUGGGACAAGAACCCUGAGGCUUUGGCCAAAUGGGCUGAAGCUAAGACAGGUUUUCCAUGGAUUGAUGCCAUUAUGACCCAGCUGAGGCAGGAGGGCUGGAUCCACCACCUGGCCCGUCACGCUGUCGCUUGUUUUCUCACUCGUGGAGACCUGUGGAUCAGUUGGGAAGAGGGCAUGAAGGUGUUCGAGGAGCUCCUAUUGGAUGCUGACUGGAGUGUAAAUGCAGGCAGCUGGAUGUGGCUCUCCUGUAGCUCUUUCUUUCAACAGUUCUUUCAUUGCUACUGUCCAGUGGGUUUCGGCAGGCGCACCGACCCUAACGGCGAUUUCAUUAGACGAUAUUUACCUAUUCUCAGAGGUUUCCCUGCCAAAUAUAUCUACGACCCAUGGAACGCCCCAGACUCUGUGCAGGCCGCUGCCAAGUGCAUCAUCGGUGUCCACUACCCCAAACCCAUGGUGAACCACGCUGAAGCCAGCCGCCUCAACAUCGAGAGGAUGAAGCAGAUCUACCAGCAGCUUUCACGCUACAGAGGACUUGGACUUCUGGCCUCUGUACCAUCCACACCCAACGGGAAUGGGAAUGGGAUGGCGUACUCCCCUGGGGAACAGCAGUCUGGGACCAAUACACCAACAGCAGCUGUGUCAGGCACCUCCAGUGGUAACAGGAGUGGAAGUAUUCUGCUGAACUUUGACAGGGAAGAAAAUCAGGGACCAAGUGGAAUUCAGCAACAACAGCAGCAAUUAGGAUACCACCACAUGCCUGACACAGGGCACAGCAGUCGACUUUACAAAUGUAAUGUCUCACAUGACAUGGCAGGUUCACAACAUUCAGCAGGACACCUGCUGCACUCAGGAGGAAGUGUGACAGGUAAGAGGGAGCGAGAGUCGGAACGAGAUCUUGAUGGUGAAGAUGACGCGCUCUCCACCUCUCACAAGUUUCAACGGCAAAUUGGAGAGGUCACAUCGGUUCAUGUUCCCAGCAGGAACCAGUCGAGUAUGCUGGACAUAUCGUACCGAGCAGAGCCGAUUCAAAACAAGACGCAGUCUGAAGGGGACUGACUUUAAAUCUGGUUUCCUAUAAACAAGUCAUGUUCGGGCAUUUAUUUCAUAUUUAGAAUAAAAAUAUUUGUCUACAUCUCUUUUUACUUUUUCUUACAUUUUCAAUUGAGAUUAAUAUUAACAUAAGUAAUUUAUCAUUUAAUGAAAUUCUGGUGCUUUAAAAAGAAGUGAAUGAUUUCACAUCCAUUGAAAGGCAAAAACAACCAUCAAAAGAUUUUUCCUUGGUAAACCCCUAACUUUCUCUUUUGCCCAUCUUUGCACAGGUUAGGGUUUUAUUGUCUGUCAAGUGAACCAUACUAAGUGGGAUAUAUUUAUCAGCUUUUACCAAGCAUGUUUAAGCUGAGCUUCAGGACACUCAUUGCAGCUAGGAUUUUGUGAGGACUUUACAGUUUGGUUGGCACCAGCACCAGCCAUAGGUUGGAACCACGAACUACAACCAUCACACAACACUUUUGUACAUUUUUCUCGGACAUUUUCUCAUUGUACAAUUUCACUGAUUUUCAGUAGAGUGGUGUACGUGCCACUUUUUGUAAACAGAAAAUUGUAUAGCUGUAUAUUUUAUAUAUUGGUCUUUUGUUCUCUGCCAGUUCGGUGUAUUAGUGUUCACUCAGAAUAUCCAUAUAUAAAUAAAUAUUAAAUACCAGCAGAGCUGACCAUUUAAAAUAGGGUUUAAAGAUUUCUAGAUUUUAAAAUCAUCUACAUAAAAUGGUUGCUGAACUGAUUUUAAGUUCAUGUUUUUAACUUUGAACCCAUUUGUAAAUUUGAUCAGGGCCAGAGCUGUGGUGGAAUGCGGUUCUUGAAUGUUUUUAAAUGGGCUACAAUGGCCCAUUUAAUGCAUCUGUAGAUUAUCUACAGUAUCUUCUUCUUUGUCAUGCUUGGCAGACACACACAGACAGCUGAUCUUCACGGUCAGGCCUUAAACACUGAUAAAAAAAACGCCAACCUAAACUCUGCCAAAACCAGGAAGUGACACUGGAAAAGAACAUUUUCCUAGCUCUACAUUGAUCACUACAGUACAUCUAUGACAUAAAGCUUUACGGAUCUUUAGGAAGGACACCCUGUUGUAUCUCUGACCCUUAAGACUUCUUAGUAGAUUAUACAUGCUUUUUUUUUUUAAUUCUUAAAUAUUUUAAAUGAAUUCAUCUGUUCGUGCAUGUUCAGGUAAAGCAAAAGCAUCAUCUGACAGUAUUAAUCUUAGUAUCAAAUCUUUACAAAAACAUGCAAAACUGACUAAUGAUCACUAUUUUUUCAAUUUUAUUUAUUUUUUAAUUAUCAUUGUGAUAAUUAGGAUUCUGAAAAUAUUUAGUCUUUGUAUUUGGCCACAAAUGUUUUAUACCAAAUGCCCCAUACUGACCAAAUAUCAUAUCAUUUAGCUGUUGGUUUUCUACCAUAUUGUCAAGAGAUAUACAAAUAUAUACAAUUCUAAUUCUGAAGUUCAAAUAUAGGCCUCUGUUAAAUUAAAUGAUCAGUUUGUUUGUGUGUGUGGGGGUGUGUGUGUGUGUAUACACAUUUAUUUACAUAAAUUUUUUUUUUAUUCAGUACAAGCAAAUAUCAGCCACAACAACUGAGACUUCUGACAAAUCCACAACAACGUUUACAGUAUCACAAACACAGAUGCUCUAAUGACGAAUAUUGUGUAUAACUAGACCAUGUCUAAAGAUAUGGGCCCUUAAGUUCAUGUAUAGUUGUUUAUCAUGGUGAUCUGGCAACCUCUCACUGAACUGGAUUAAAGCUAUUGGGUCUGAAUUUGUGUUUGUAUAGCUGAAUCUGUUUUGACUCCAUGACAUCUGCUUUUGACCAGGAGAAGCAUUCAGUUCUAAUGUGAAUGUUUUGAUAUGACAGUUGUAGAAACCUCAGUGCUUUUUGACUGUAAUAUCUCUGUGCUAUUAUACUUUGGUUUUGUCACAGCGGAAGAAGUGAACCAUUUCUGUUUUCUCCCAUUUGAGUUGUUUAUUUGUUUAAAUUUUGUUUUUAUUUCCUUUCUGUGAAAUAAAGUCUAAAUCUUGUCCUUCCAGUCUGUAAACAGUUGUAAAAGUAAAUCUGAUUGAAACUG